AUGUUUUACGUAUUGACUCAAUUGCACAAAGAAUUUGUUGCGCUCCUUUUAGUACCGUGGAAUUAUUUGGAAGCAUGUCAUGGAAAAGAUGUACCUGAUGACAUUGGAGCUGUGUUGAAGAGAACAGCUGAUAGAAUGGUAAAUCAAGAAGAGGAUAUUGGCAUGUGUCAGAAAGUUGUAAAGACCAAUGUACCACAUAUCACUAUUGAAAUUGUAAGAGAAAAGCAUAGCUCAAAAAUAACCAAAAUCACCAUCAAUUCUUUCUGGGUUUACUUUCACAAAGCUAUAUAA
Molecule: messenger RNA, 291 nt
Organism: Parnassius mnemosyne (clouded apollo)
Lineage: Eukaryota; Metazoa; Arthropoda; Insecta; Lepidoptera; Papilionidae
Source: the annotation of a GenBank genome assembly